Molecule: messenger RNA, 1803 nt
Organism: Uranotaenia lowii
Lineage: Eukaryota; Metazoa; Arthropoda; Insecta; Diptera; Culicidae
Exons: 1
Coding region: 1-1803 (600 amino acids)
Biological process (GO): DNA integration
Molecular function (GO): nucleic acid binding
Source: RefSeq, a predicted model, not a curated record
AUGAGCUGGAGGUACAUCCCCACCGACCAGAACCCAGCGGAUGUGAUCUCCAGAGGAAUCUCAGUGAGGAAACUGUUGACCACCAAGAAGCAGCUGUGGCUGCAUGCCACCCCGUAUGCACUAGAGGUACAUCCAGAAAUUCAAGUAUGCGCAAUUCAGCAAGCGCCGACCAUCGACCACACUCUGCAUGAUCCUGACCCAGAAGAUUAUAUCCAGAGUUACAAGUACUGCAAUUCUUUCCGAAGGACCAGAAGGCAUUUCGCCUUAAUACAGCGCGCCAUAAGCAAUUUUAAGGCAAAAGCUACAAGUUCUAUUAAUUCUGAACAACUCCUACAAACCAUGACCGGCCCUCUAACUGUUGAAGAGCUGGAAGCAGGACUACAUCUAGUCAUCAAAAAUAUGCAAUCCGUCUGCCUAGGACAAGAGCUGAAGAGCAUCGGUUUACACGGCAUUCCUACAAAGCAGGGCCCCCUGCAGCACCUCAAUCCUAUGCUGGCAGGUGGCCUCAUUCGAGUAACAGGCAGGUUAAACUUAGCAGACUUGCCUGAAGAACAGCGACAUCCAAUAUUCAUUCCGAGGGAGCAUCCGUUUGCACGAAUCAUCCUUGUGCAUCUACAUCGCUCCAAUAACCACGCCGGUCUGGAAAUAGUCUUGGCCGAAUUUCAACGAAGCUAUUGGAUGAAGGGAUUGCGGAAAACAACCCAAUCCGUCCUUCAAAAAUGCGUACUCUGCGUACGGGCAAGGCCUCGCAGGGCGAAAAUGAGGCUUACCGUUUACGCCUGCCUGUUUGUGUGCUUUUCGACCAAAGCAGUGCAUAUCGAGGUGGUGGAGGAUCAAUCCACCGGGGCCUUCUUAGCCGCCUUGAUACGGUUUGUAUCAGUGCGUGGUACACCGGAGGUGAUAUACUCCGACAACGGCCGCAACUUCGUCGGAGCCAGCCGCGAACUUGCAGAACUGAGCAAAGUAUAUAACUCGGAGUUGUUCCAAAACGAACUCAUAGGGAUAGCAGCUGAGGAAGGAAUACGCUUUUCCUUCAUCCCUCCGAGAAGCCCUAAUUUCGGAGGUCUGUGGGAGGCCAACAUAAAAGUGGCCAAAAGACUCUUCACCGCAGCCGCUCGUGGAUCCAGCUUUAAUAUAUUGGAGAUUCAGACGGUGUUCUACCAAGUAUCAGCGAUAAUGAAUUCACGUCCGCUGACCUCAAUUUUCUCCGACGCCGGAGCUCCGGAACCUUUAACACCAGGGCACUUCCUAAUAGGAAGAGCCAUGACUACUAUACCCAUCCCGGCAAGCCACUUAGAACAGCAAAACUUAGUUAUGCGCUGGAAGCGCAUUCAACGCCAAACCGCACAAUUCUGGCGUAGAUGGCAAAAUGAAUAUUUGCAGCAUUUGCGCUGUAUCUUCAAGUGGACAAAAAGGCAACCUAACUUGAAGCCAGGUCAAAUCGUAUUGAUUGGAGACGAUAACAACCCCGUGGCAAAGUGGCCCAUGGGAAUCGUAACUCACACCAAACCCGGAAAGGAUGGAGUUGUGCGGGUAGCAACGGUACGCACAGCUUCAGGUAUCUACACACGAAAUGUUCGGGCUUUGGCACCACUGCCCAUCGACAUUACCGAAAGUCAAGUAGGCGAAUCAGUCGAACCAUCUCAAUUUGAUUCUUCAGAAAUAGUGAAUAAACCACACCAUGAAGUACGCGAGCAAGGGCCAGUACCUGAAAACGAAGAAGACCCACCACCCCUGGCUAUGAGUAGCAAUGUUUGGAGCGACAGACUUCGCUCCAAAGGGGGGAGAAAAUGGAGCGGUUAA